This is a messenger RNA of Fraxinus pennsylvanica, 522 nucleotides long. NCBI's taxonomy places the organism in Eukaryota, Viridiplantae, Streptophyta, Magnoliopsida, Lamiales, Oleaceae. The record is from the annotation of a GenBank genome assembly.
AUGGCUGAGAGCAUCGCAAGAGGUGUAGUCAAAUCAGGUCUGUUGCCUGCUUCCCAGAUUAGAACUGCACAUCUUGGAUAUGCUCGUCGUACUGCUUUUGAAUCUUUUGGCGUCAAAGUCCUAGAUCAUAACAGUCAGGUAGUUGAAGACAGUGAUGUUGUCAUAUUAUCUGUGAAGCCUCAAGUUGUUAAAGGAGUGGUACUGCAGUUGAGGUCACUCCUCUCAGAGAAGCAGCUUUUGGUGUCAGUUGUUGCUGGAGUUCAACUAAAAGAUUUGCAGGAGUGGGCUGGUCACAGUCGAUUUAUUAGAGUUAUGCCAAACACCCCGGCUGCUGUUGGCAAUGCAGCAUCUGUUAUCAGCCUGGGGGCUGCGGCUACUGAAGAUGAUGGACAAUUAAUUUCCAAGUUAUUUGGAGCCAUUGGUAAGGUGUGGACAGCUAAUGAGAAACUGUUUGAUGCAAUCACUGGCCUCAGCCAUAUACUUUAUAGAGACGAAAAGAUGGGGUUAAUUGGCCUGUUCUAG